GUUUAUCGAUGCGCAGGCCUAAACUGGGAAGAAGAUGCUAAUUAAAGUGAAGACCCUGACUGGAAAGGAGAUUGAAAUUGACAUUGAACCCACAGACAAGGUGGAGCGAAUCAAGGAGCGUGUGGAGGAAAAAGAGGGAAUCCCCCCGCAGCAACAACGACUCAUCUACAGUGGCAAACAGAUGAAUGAUGAGAAGACAGCAGCUGAUUACAAGAUUCUAGGUGGUUCAGUCCUCCACCUUGUACUGGCUCCGAGAGGAGGAGGUGGCCGUAGGCAGUGAUGGCUCCUCCCUCCAUUUUACUUUACUCUGUCAAUUAUAAUGAGGCGUCAUAUAACCUCUCCUCUGGGAGCCCAGAG
Elephantulus edwardii (Cape elephant shrew) is the source of this 357-nucleotide messenger RNA. RefSeq names its product NEDD8-like. The coding region runs from base 35 to 280 and encodes 81 amino acids. NCBI's taxonomy places the organism in Eukaryota, Metazoa, Chordata, Mammalia, Macroscelidea, Macroscelididae. Gene Ontology annotation, cellular component: nucleus; cytoplasm. The record is from RefSeq and is a predicted model, not a curated record. Gene Ontology annotation, biological process: modification-dependent protein catabolic process; protein neddylation; regulation of proteolysis. Gene Ontology annotation, molecular function: protein tag activity; ubiquitin protein ligase binding. The transcript has a single exon.